AUGCAAACGCCUCCUCCUGUUUCUGCCCUGGCAGCAGGAGACCGUAUUAGUCACUGCUCGCUCUCGCGUGCCAGCUAUCAGCUUUACUUAUCUCUGUUUCUUAUAUUCUCCUUUAGCCUUUGCAAGUACUCUCAUGACAUUUUAUCAGAAAGUAACCGGAAAGUUUUGAAGAAUCAUGAACUCUCUGGCCUCAAUGAAGACGAACUGUGUGUUUUACUUCUCCAAAACGACCCUUUUCUUUUACCUGAUGUUUGCGGUGCCUAUAACAAAGGGGAAGGGAACUGCACCCAGGAUAACUGCCCCCGGCUUCACAUUUGCCGCUACUUUCUCAAAGGAGAAUGCCGGUUCCCCCGUUGCAAGAGGUCUCACAAUCUUCUGGACCCCAAUUCUGUGAGGCUGCUGCUCCCUGAAGGCCUGGACAAGGAGAUGAUUUGGAACAUCCAAAUGAUUUGUGAAGCCAGAAUUGCCGCCUUGAUGCAAGACCUUGCUUUCUACAAAAGACCCCUCGCACCUGCAGCAAGUGGAGAACGCCCAAACGCUGCGCCUCCGAAAGAUGACAGACCCCAUCUGGCGUUUAACCCGAAUCAUUUUGUGAAUCGAGACCACCCUGACCAAAAUGGGAAAGGAGUUCCUCCUCCUAAACCUCCUGUUGCAGCGAAGGAAAAAAGCGAUGAAAUCUGUCUGCACUAUGUCUGGCAGUUCUGUAAAAAUAAAAAUAAUUGCAGUAUGAUCCAUUAUGAUCUUCCUUAUCGGUGGCAGGUAUUUACCAGCAACGGUUGGAAGGAUCUGCCCAGAAGAGAGGAAGUAGAAAAGGCUUACAGUGACCCAAGUGUUACCAGUUUUCCAGAUCUAGAGCUAGAUUUCAGGACCAUGACUUCUACUGCUGCUCCAAUUCGGCGCUUGUCCACCGCAUCAUCGGUCACCAAAGCCGCUAAGUUUGUCAUGACAACCAAGUGGCUUUGGUACUGGAAGAAUGACCAGGGCCAGUGGAUUGAAUAUGGAAAACAGGAUAGGCACCUCCAGCAGGCCAAUCUAACUUCGGAUGAUCUGGAGAACAUUUUCCUAGCAGAUCCAAGUGGAAGUAUCAGCUUUGAAGUGGGCUCUCAGAAAUAUUUGCUGAACUUUAAAGAUAUGACCCAGAAAAGUUUGAAGUAUACUACCCAGCGAGAGGUCCGAAGGCGUCCCAAAUUUGUCUCCACUGAAGAUGUCAGGACAAAGAAAGGACACACAGCAACGGCUGUUCCAGCGACGACUCCCGUGACAGCACCAACGUAUCCUCCAAACUGGGAUAGGACAGCCCUGCCUGCCAUCGGAUACGCGGCCAUUGAACUCAAGAGAGACUCUCCAGAGUUCAUGAAGAUUGAGAGUCUCUUUAAAAAGACGAUGAAAAACUAUAAGAUUCGCAGAAUAGAAAGAAUUCAGAACCCAUCUCUUUGGCAAGUCUUCCAGUGGCAAAAGGAGCAGAUGAAGAAGAAGAAAGGAGGGCAGAACAUUGACGAGAGGCUCCUUUUCCAUGGGACAAGUACUUCGAGCAUGAAAGCCAUCUGCAUGGACAACUUUGAUUGGAGAAUCUGUGGCACAAAUGGGACUGUCUUUGGGAAAGGAAGCUACUUUGCCAAAGACGCCCGUUACUCAGACAGCUACUGCCAGUCGAACGACAAUGAGAAGAUGAUGUUCGUGGCUCAAGUCCUAGUUGGUGAAUUUACUGCAGGGUCUGCGUCGUACAAUCGCCCACCAGCAAAAUCGAUUGACAAGGUCAACUCUUAUGACAGCUGUGUGGAUAACAUAUUAAGCCCGUCUAUCUUCGUCAUUUUUGAGAAGCAUCAGGUUUAUCCUGCGUAUAUUGUCACUUACAGUGAAGACAAGGCAUGUAUUUUAUCUUAAAAAAAAAAGCUGAAACAUCUUUUAAUUGCCCUAGUGUGCUUUGCUUUAGUUUAAAUGCAUAUGCUUAGUUUAAAUGCAUAUGCCCUUCUGUUCAGAUCGAUCCAAUUUUACGGAAAGAGUAUAUAGCUUCAGAUGAGUAAGAGAUGUUGAAUCAUUAUUGUUGAUGGAUAGAAACCUUACUCUAUUUUUUAUCUAGCCACAAAGAUGUUGUAAGAAAGAAAACCGAUCACCCAGUAACCUAUUCUAAUAGACAAAAAUUGUCAAAGUUAGAGUUUUUAAUCUGUUUUUACUAAUCUCGUUUCUUAGUUAGCAAGUUUUUGUUCCCUUCAGCCAUUAGCUUUUAAUAAAUCAGCGUUUAUUAUGGAUGGGUGUUUAAUCCAUCAAUAAGGUUGGACAAACUCUGCAUAUUAUUUUGUCCUCCUAGACGGAUGCAAAUUGUUGUUGCACUGGGGACUUGCGAGUGAUUAUCAAAAGAAACCCCGGUUUGCUCUGAGUACGGUGCAAGUUCGCAUCAGGUAUAAGAUCUGACUGUCUUCUAUCGGGUACCCCACGUUUGGAAAUGAACCUGUGGAUUUAAUCCGUGAUUAAAGUUGUUCGUUUUCUGUUUCAACUAACACCGGCGUGUUUCCGGCUACUCUUCGCGGCCAACCUGUUUUCUCUUAACGGCUUGAAGGGACGCUGUCUGGCAUCCACCUUCAGCCAUUUUACACUGUGUGUUCAGCGCAGCAAGCACGCUGUCUUCACGGGUUCAUUUUUCAGUUUCAACAAGCCUAGAAUUACGGUUCCUUGUUUUGUAUAUUAAUUUGCAUAUUAAUUAUACCAAAUGGAAGUUGGGAAAAUGUGCGAUCCCUGCUUUUGCAGCUUGGGUUGGAAAGCAUCGUUCUGGUAAUAAUAACCAUGGGACCGCUUAACCCUGGCAAUGAAAGUCAUCUCUAGAUCGUGAGAAACAUCUAGUUGUGCUUUAUGAAGGAAAUCUCUGUUACUGAAAUCUCUGUUACUUUAUAGUGGUUUCUAUGCUCUGUUGCUUUUUCCUCCCUGUUAAAGCGGUUUAUGAUUAAAGACAUUAAAGAUUUAAGCAGGUGGUCCUUUU
This is a messenger RNA of Python bivittatus (Burmese python), 2974 nucleotides long. The record is from RefSeq and is a predicted model, not a curated record. Lineage: Eukaryota; Metazoa; Chordata; Lepidosauria; Squamata; Pythonidae.